Meloidogyne enterolobii is the source of this 619-nucleotide messenger RNA. NCBI's taxonomy places the organism in Eukaryota, Metazoa, Nematoda, Chromadorea, Rhabditida, Meloidogynidae. The record is from the annotation of a GenBank genome assembly.
AAAUCAUGACGAUAUUCAACUUCUAAUAUUUAGAACAUUAAUAAAAGGCAUCUCAUCUGGAGUUUUUCCUGCUUCACAACAGCUCGGACAUGAAAUUCGGGUAUUACAUGCCUAUUUUACGACUUUAUCAGCAAAUAUGGAAGAUGAUAAUGAAGAAUUUGAUCCAGUUCCAAUGUUGUUGGACACUCUUUUAAAAAUUGCUUCAGGACAUACAGCAUUCAGUUUAACUUUGGGUUUGACACAGAAUUUCCACCAAUUUUUUGAUCAAUUUGAACAUUCUGUUUAUUUGCUUGAGCAAAGACUACAAAACAUCUUGCAAGUUGCAGAUAAAAAUAGGCAAUUUCUUGACGAAGUCGUGCAACAUUCUGGAUUAAAUGAUUCAGAUAGUGGAAGAUUUAUUUUGGAUAGGGUUUUUCCUCAUUUGUUUGUUUACAACUGUCAACAAAAAAUCCAACAACCAACUAUUGAACAGCAAAUGCAACUUUGUUUUCAACAUUUUAAAAUCUUUUUUAAAGACGGGCUCACAAAAUUCUUCAAUAUGCCAAAGAGCUGCAAUAUAUUAUUCGAGGAUAAAGAAGAACUAGCUGAUGAAGAAGAAUCUUAUAAUAGUGAUGAAUAA